GGUAGAGGACCAUACCAAUUAGGUAUAGCGCGGUUCGUUGCCUCAGGCACUACCACAAUGGCCUGAGCUUGCUGAGGUAAUCAGUGAGCUUCGUUUCACCUCGUUCCGUAACAGGAAACCUCCAAUCGAUAAAUUCACCAGAUUCCGUUUAUCAUAAAUCCAUUUUCACUCCCUUGUGCUCUACAGUCACCACCAGACCAAACUAUUGCGACUUCAGCACUCGGCUGCUUCAGUCUGGGACUCAAGUCCAAUUACUCCAUUUUCCAGUUACGUACUUGAAUGUUCAAACUACACUAGCGUUGAAACCUAACACCCCACAACGGCAUCUUCCCCCCGUCUAUUCGUUAACGAUUCAAUCCCUUUUUUACAGAUCCAUCUAUUCACGCCUCACCUCGUUGUUAAGAAUGGUUUUAGGACGGGGACCGCGAGAUAGACAGCUUGCAGCAGCUGAAAGGAGGAAGGCAUAUAAGGCAAAAAUCAAGGCACAAAGGAAAAAGAAAGACAAGCACAGGAGGUACAAGACCGAAGCACUAGAGCGCAAAGUGAAGGAAGCCACAGAUAAUCUUAUACUCAAUUCGCAAAUCCAACAACAGAAUCCAAACGUUGGGUUCCAGACAACUACCAACCGUGGAAGUGCUGGACUUACCAAAUGUCCCACAGUAGGGGAGGUAAAUGUCGUUCAAACUGUCUUUGAGAGGCGUGAAGGGACUGUUGACGAUUGGGGGGUUGGCAAGAUCACUGCUGUCCAGAGAAAGCAAUCAAUUCAGAACAGUGGAAUCAGCAGUUCUCAGGCGAAGCAAGUUCUUGGAAAACUACUUCCCGAACUGGAAGACCUUGUCAUCGAACCCUCCUCAAAGCAUCGUGUUUGGACUCUCGAUUGCAAUAACCUUGCGAGAUACUGUCCUCUGGACUAUGGAAGAGUCAAGACACCCCCAGGCGCGCUGGGCACGCUAGACUGUUUGCCAGUAGAAGUUCUGACCAAUAUUGUCACCUUCAUGGACAUUCCAACAGUCGUUCGUUUCAAAUCUCUCAGCACGUUCGCUCGCGAUGUCGUGCUGUCAAUGCUAGAACACAAGACCACCUUUAGCCUUGGGCCCCUCGACCGGCUUCCGGAUCAAAUUUUUGCCAAGAUAUUCAACAGCAUCACGAUCGAUUCCGUAAUGUCAUUCAGACUCGUCAACAAAAAGGCCAGGGAGAAAGUCGAUGAACUGCGAAAGUUUCAUGAUCUGGUCACCAAAGCUCCAGACGUGCUUCGCAGCAUCCAAAGCCUCAAACUUGGAAAGCUAUACACUCUCCUCACCUUAGCCAGUACCCUACGCCGAAGGUAUUGCGAGAUCUGCGGAGAUGCGGCCGGAUAUAUAUACCUGUUGAGGAACACUAGAGUUUGCUUCCUUUGCUUCACGCAUGACAUGCGGUUUCUGCCACUAUUCGAGCCGAACCUGAGAGAUCUCGGGAUACCCUGGGAAUCGAUGAAACACCUUCCACAUUGCACUUCCAUCCCCGGAAAGUACUCUCAGGGAAAGAAGCGGUGCUGCAAAACCCAGCUCUUUGACGCCGUAGCUGCGCAGAGGGAUGCCUACUGGCGGAGGGACCGAUCCGCGCACUCUCAACCCAAGGAACACAAUAGAAAGUACCUCAAACAGAAGAUUCGGCUUAAUGAAUUGAGCGAUGCAUGGACACGCAUGGACAGAGGACUGAAAAAGGGACAUUCGAAUGAUGGGUAUGCUUUCAACCCACGACGAUUCAUGGGCGUCGUUCGCGCACCCUGGUUUAUGCGGGCUGACAGCAUGGCCUCAUGGGGCAUCCAUUGUGUAGGCUGUCAGAACGAAGGACGGUCGCGGUCAAGCGGGAUGCACUGGCGGAGGCUGUUCACCCCAGCAACCUUCGCCAAGCAUAUCGAGGAAUGCGGACCAGUGCUAUCAUGGACGGACGGUCGGCUCAUGUUUGCAAGACACCAGAAUCUGAACGAGCCUGGUGAAGCGGAGCGGUUGCUGGAUGCUGAUGUUCGAAAACGGACAGGUCUCUCGCUCAAGGAGAGAGCUCGAAGAGUGCAGACGGACGUAGAAUUAGAGGGACCCAUUGGAAGCACCGGCUCUGCUGGACUAAACGACAAUAUCGAUGAGGAAGACGGUGAACUUGAGAGGCGAAGGCAUGCACUUUUGCAGAUGAUUGGGGUCAGUGAUGAUGAUUGAGGAAAUGGAACAGAAUACACGCAUUGCCAGAUGAUGGUUGGGGUCGGGAGUCAGGACUCAGGACCUUAGGCUUGUGGUGGACCCCGUUCUGGCUUGGAGAUGAUUCGACGGAUUUGUGCCAAGGCUGAUAUUACUGGUUGUGUGGAGUAGAGCGGCAAUCCGAUCAUUGUAAAAUACAGCGGAGGAGAGCCGACGGGCUUUGCAACCUCAUUCUUAGAAUCCCAUGUU
This is a messenger RNA of Eremomyces bilateralis CBS 781.70, 2420 nucleotides long. RefSeq lists its product as uncharacterized. Gene Ontology annotation, molecular function: protein binding. The record is from RefSeq and is a predicted model, not a curated record. The transcript has a single exon. The coding region runs from base 405 to 2192 and encodes 595 amino acids. NCBI's taxonomy places the organism in Eukaryota, Fungi, Ascomycota, Dothideomycetes, Eremomycetales, Eremomycetaceae.